UAGGCCCCCUUCUUCUCGAUCUCUCGCGCACCAUUUCUCCUCCAGCUUACUACUCACACAUGGCGGCAGGCAGUACAACUUUCCUCUUCGUGAAUUCAAACACAAGCAGAGCUGCUAGCUAGUCGAUCGAUAUUAAGCACGCAUGCACAUGUGCUUGUUUAUCAUCUUGUCGAUCGAUUCCUUCUAGCCAGUUGCAUAAAAUAGUGCUGUUAGAUCUCGAUCCUGUUUCAUGGUACGUACAUGGAACACAGAAUUUAAAUUUUUCUUGCCCUUUCUUCCAGCUCCAGAUGGUUUCUAGCUAGCUAGCUAGCUAAAUACAAAUCAGUUCCGUCUACUCCUUCACUGAAAUAUUCCCUGUACGUACUUGAUGAAUCAACCAAACUCUCUCCAUUCUCCCUUGGUUUCCCCUUUGAUUCCCAAAGUUCUACUGGCAUAUAUUGGAAAGCACGUGUAGCUGCAGGCUGUAUCUCCGAUUCGGGCGAGCGAGUGCACGGCCCUCUAUAUAUGCCUUGUACAAGCACCAAAUCCGCUCCUCAAACUGCUCGACGUGUACUAGCUCUGCCUCUUUGCUCUUUUCUAAUCAUCGCCCCGCCGCAAAUUUGUUGCCUUCCAUUCCACCCACCUCGCGACCCCCCUACAUGAUGCAGUUCACCCAUGCUGCAGUGACUGCACCGCCUCUCUACCCUAAUGGACACCACGGGCUAGGGCUAGGGCUCUUCCUUGACGUCGGCGCGCCGAGAGCACGCCCGUGGCCAGCUGCCGGGAGCUUCCCGACGCUGCCGCCCUCCUCCAAGAUCUCCCUGGGGAACCUCAACAGCGCCGGCUGCAUGGAGCAGCUGCUGGUGCACUGCGCCAACGCCAUCGAGGCCAACGACGCCACGCUCACGCAGCAGAUCCUCUGGGUGCUCAACAACAUCGCCCCCGCCGACGGGGACUCCAACCAGCGGCUCACCGCCGCGUUCCUCUGCGCGCUCGUCGCGCGCGCUUCAAGGACGGGGGCGUGCAAGGCGGUGACCGCGGCCGUGGCCGCCGCGGUCGAGUCGGCCGCGCUCCACGUGCACCGCUUCACGGCCGUCGAGCUCGCCAGCUUCGUCGACCUCACGCCCUGGCACCGGUUCGGCUACAUGGCCGCCAACCACGCCAUCCUGGAGGCCGUGGAGGGCUUCGCCGUCGUUCACGUCGUCGACCUCAGCACGACGCACUGCAUGCAGAUCCCGACCCUCAUCGACAUGCUCGCCAGCCGCGUCGAGGGCCCCCCGAUUCUCCGGCUCACCGUGGCCGAUGUCGGGUGCAGCGGGCCACCGCCGGCGCUCGACAUGUCCUACGAGGAGCUCGGUGCUAAGCUGGUCAACUUCGCGCGAUCCCGCAACGUGACAAUGGACUUCCGGAUGGUACCCACCUCACCGGCCGACGCCUUCACUUCCUUAGUCGACCAGCUCCGGGUGCAGCAGCUGGUCUCGGACGGCACCGAGGCGCUCGUCGUCAACUGCCACAUGCUGCUGCACACCGUGCCGGACGAGACGGCCGGGUCCGUGAGCCUGACGCAGUCGGUCUCGCUCCGGACCAUGCUCCUCAAGUCCAUCCGAACCCUCGACCCAACGCUGGUGGUGGUGGCCGAAGAGGAUGCCGAGUUCACGGCGGGGGACGUGGUGGGGAGGCUCCGGGCGGCGUUCAACUUCCUGUGGAUCCCGUACGACGCCGUGGACACCUUCCUGCCCAAGGGGAGCCAGCAGCGGCGGUGGUACGAGGCGGAGGUCGGGUGGAAGGUGGAGAACGUGCUGGCGCAGGAAGGGGUGGACAGGGUGGAGCGGCAGGAGGACCGGGCGAGGUGGGGGCAAAGGAUGAGCGGCGCGGGGUUCCGGUCGGUGGCGUUCGGCGAGGAGACGGCCGGGGAGAUAAGGACAAUGUUGAGUGAGCACGCGGCCGGGUGGGGGAUGAAGCGGGAGGACGACGACCUCAUGCUCACAUGGAAGGGGCACAACGUUGUUUUCGCCUCGGCGUGGGCACCGUCGUGAGCUAGGCGACGUGCGGGCUGCAUUGCGGUUACAAGGUAAGUGAGUGUGUAGGUGUAUGCCCGCAUUGCUUGCAUGGAUAAUGUGGUUUAGGGUUGGUUUCUCUGUGCAUGUUCACUAUAUGAAAGAUGAUCCUGUUAAAUUAGUUUUUACUAGUAGCUGAUUCACAGCAGAGAAUUGAUCAGUCGCUCAUUGUAAUGAUAGCUCUCACAAAUACACCGUACAAGAAUGAACAAAGGGAACCUUGGAUCAUUUGUGGAUCCCACUCAUGAAAAUGUAGAAUGUGGUGUUCUUGAAAAAUAUGUAGAACGAUCUUUA
This is a messenger RNA of Hordeum vulgare subsp. vulgare (domesticated barley), 2330 nucleotides long. Its product is annotated as scarecrow-like protein 32. The transcript has a single exon. The coding region runs from base 639 to 2015 and encodes 458 amino acids. Gene Ontology annotation, biological process: regulation of DNA-templated transcription. Gene Ontology annotation, cellular component: nucleus. The record is from RefSeq and is a predicted model, not a curated record. Lineage: Eukaryota; Viridiplantae; Streptophyta; Magnoliopsida; Poales; Poaceae. Gene Ontology annotation, molecular function: sequence-specific DNA binding; DNA-binding transcription factor activity.